Eimeria mitis is the source of this 663-nucleotide messenger RNA. RefSeq lists its product as uncharacterized. Lineage: Eukaryota; Apicomplexa; Conoidasida; Eucoccidiorida; Eimeriidae. The record is from RefSeq and is a predicted model, not a curated record. The coding region runs from base 1 to 663 and encodes 220 amino acids. The transcript has 3 exons.
AUGCUGCUGCAGCAGCACAGUAUAGUGCUGCAGGAUGGAACGACCGUUAUACUAUCAGACGAUUGCGUGCAGCAGCAGCAGCAACCGCAGCUGCAGCAGCAGCAACCGCAGCAGCAGCAGCAGCAGCAUGAAGAGGGGGAGCAGCAGCACAAGCAGAACGAACAAGAAGGGCAACCGCAGCAACAGCAACAGCAGCAGCAACAGCAGCAGCAGGAACAUCAGCAGCUGGAGCGGCAUCAGCCAACGACACCUGCGCCGCAUCCCCUCUCGCAACAACAGCAGGAACAGCAGCAACAGCAGCACCAGCAGCAACAGCAACAGCAGCAACAGCAGCAGCAGCAGCAGCAGCAGCAGCAGCAUCUGUAUUUAUAUGAGAGGCGGGGCCGCACCAGCCGCCGCUGGAGUUUGGCCGUCUCUCAGUAUGACGGCUUAGAAAAGAAUGAAGAGGAAGUAUUUUCUAUUGCGUCCGGCAGCUGGACAGCCUGUACGCAGCGAAGAUCCUUGUACCCUGUCGCGAGCCAGCAGCAGCAGCAGCAGCAGAAAACGCAGCAGCAGCAGCAUCAUCAGCAGCAGACUUUCCAGCAGCAGCAGCAGCAGCAGCAGGAGUACCAGGAUCAAACUCAGCAGCAGCAGCAGCAGCAGCAAGAGGAGGAGGAAGAGUAG